Myotis daubentonii (Daubenton's bat) is the source of this 1628-nucleotide messenger RNA. RefSeq names its product granulocyte-macrophage colony-stimulating factor receptor subunit alpha. Gene Ontology annotation, biological process: cytokine-mediated signaling pathway. Lineage: Eukaryota; Metazoa; Chordata; Mammalia; Chiroptera; Vespertilionidae. Gene Ontology annotation, cellular component: external side of plasma membrane. The record is from RefSeq and is a predicted model, not a curated record. Gene Ontology annotation, molecular function: protein binding; cytokine receptor activity.
ACUCUCAGGAUCCAUUCUCCGCAGGCCCCCGGGGGUCACUGUCUGGGGGGACGGUCAGAUGGGGAGGCGCCAGGAAUCGGGGUGAACCGAGGCAGGUGGCUGGAGGAGAGCUUCGUGCCGUCGGGCAGCUCCCUGACCCUCGGGCCGCCCCCACCCCCCAUGGGUCCCCUGGUGAGAGCCGCCCUGGUCCUGACGCUGCUCGACCCGGCGUGUCUACUGACCCAGGAGCCCCGGGGCCGUCCGACCGUCACGCCCGCCCCCAGCCUCCACGUCACCUUCGACCCCUGGAGGAUGAACUUGACCUGGGCCUGCGGCGACAACACGACCUCCGUCCAGUGCGAGAUGCGGACCAGGAAAAGGGGGCCCGUGACCGUGAGGCCCCCGAGGCGCCGCUGCCACUGCGCGUUCCCCGCCGCCGCCCUCCACCAGGGGGCGACCUUCUCCGUCACCGCGAACCUGGGCCCCCGACCCGUCACCGCGGAGCUGCACUUCGCCAACCCGGGUGGGCAGGGCACAGCGGCCCACAACGUCUCCUGCCUCAUCUACCAGGCGGAUUUCAUGAACUGCACGUGGGCCAGGGGUCCGGCCGCCCCGGAAAACGUCCAGUACUUUCUGCACAUCCGAGACCUCCAGUCAGGGAGCGCGAGGGAGUGUCCCCAUUACCUGAGAGACGCAAGGACCACCCACGUGGGGUGUCACCUCCAAGGGGCCACGGAAUUCCGUUCGGAGAUUUACAUCCUCAUCAACGGCACCAGCCCCAGCGCCAGCAUCCAGUUCUUUGACGAUAGGUUGAUAUUAAAGACAAUAGAAAUCUACGACCCCCCCGGCAACAUCACCGUCCACUGCAACGCCUCCCAGUGCCUCGUCCAGUGGGACACCCCCAGGAUCCGCGUGUUCCUGUCCAACUUGGAGAUGGAGUACCAGCUGGACAUCCACAGACAGAACAGUAUGCAGCCCAGUGACCAUCAACUGGUGGAGGUAUCUGGUGGCCGGGGAAAUCAAUACACGUUUCCAAAACCACUGCCCAGAGCCAAGCACAUCGUGCGGAUGAGGGCCGCCGACUCCCGGGUCCUGGAGUGGGGUCCCUGGAGCCAGCCUGUGGAGUUUGGCUCCGAAGAAUGGUUGUCCACCGCGGCGUUUGUCUCCAUGGUCAUGCUGGGCACCCUCGCCUGCGCCUUGGUCUUCCUCUACCUUUUUUACAGGUUUGUUGGGGUGCCCAUUCCUCGCGUCAAAGAUAAAGUGAACAAUGACUAUCUGACCGAUGAUGAGAUCAUCUGGGAGAAAUUUGCCCCAGCCGCCGGGAAAGGGGACACCGAAGAGAUCUUUUCCGUGGAAGAGGUGGAAGAGUCCACGGCAAAGGUGUGAAUCCCAGAGGCCUCCAGCUCUCCCCGUCGUUUUGGAAUCUUGGCGGAAUUUUUCUUUUGUUUUGGGGUGUGUUUGGGGGAUUUUUUUUGGUAUUGUUUGCGGAUCGUUUCUUUUUUGUGCGUCGUCGCCUGAAGAUAUGUUUUUCUCGACGGAUGUAUAUUUUUUUAAUGUAAAAAUAUUUUUUUAUUGAUUUUUUUUUUAGACGGAGAGGAAGGGAGUGGGAGAGAAACGUUGAUGAAAGGAGGGAACUUGUAUGCACGUGA